This is a messenger RNA of Esox lucius (northern pike), 1873 nucleotides long. RefSeq names its product cysteine and histidine-rich domain (CHORD) containing 1b (gene chordc1b). The transcript is spliced from 10 exons. The record is from RefSeq and is a predicted model, not a curated record. Bases 134 to 1165 code for a protein of 343 amino acids. Lineage: Eukaryota; Metazoa; Chordata; Actinopteri; Esociformes; Esocidae.
UCUUUGAAUGUUCUCGAAGUUUCCCGACUCAUAUCGGUCAUUUCCGGAAGUGUCUUAGAACGGUUCUAGCUGAGAAGUGACUACAUCGGUUUAUGCGUUCGAAGUGGGUUUGAUGUAACGUUUUGUUAGUACCAUGUCACUUCUGUGUUAUAACAAAGGAUGUGGACAACGUUUCGAGACAGACAACAACUGUGAUGAUGUUUGUACCUACCACCCUGGAGUUCCUGUGUUUCACGAUGCCCUGAAGGGCUGGUCAUGUUGUAAGAGGAGAACUACUGACUUCUCUGACUUCCUCAGCAUCGCUGGCUGCACGAAAGGACCCCACAACCCGGAGAAGCCUCCUGAGCCAGUAAAACCAGAUGUUAUCUCAUCAGGGGUGAAGCAGGGAGUAGAUGACCUCAAACCAAAGUUCAGUGAAUUCAUAAUCUCUGCUCCCAGACCCCUGGAGUCCAUAAGCAGACCCAGUUCAGAUGAGCCCUUAGUGAGACUACAGCAGAAGAUUUCCCCCUCUCUGAAACAGGCUCUGGAGAAGCUGGAAGUCUCAGACAAAAGCACUGUGGGGAAUGAGGAGGACUCUGAUGAGGUGAAGGUGGGGACUCUGUGUAAGAACGGAGGCUGUGCCAAGAGCUAUGAAGGCCCUGCCAGCAACAACCAUCCAUGUCUGUACCACGCUGGCGUCCCCAUCUUCCAUGAAGGGAUGAAGUACUGGAGUUGCUGUAAGAGGAAAACGUCAGACUUCAACACGUUUCUGUCUCAGGAGGGCUGUAGCCGUGGCGCCCACCUCUGGAGGAAGAAAGACACGGGUAAGAAGGUGGUUCCAUGCAGGUUUGACUGGCAUCAGACUGGAAGUCAGGUGAUCAUCUCCAUCUACGCCAAGAACGCCAAACCAGACCUCAGCUAUGUGGAGGGCAAUAGUGGCAUGCUCAACAUCCACAUCGUCUUUGAAGGAGACAAGGAGUUUGAUCAGAAGGUGAACUUGUGGGGGGUCAUUGAUGUAGGUAAAAGUGUGGUCAACAUGAUGGCAGCGAAGAUAGAGAUCGCCAUGAGGAAGUCAGAACCCAUGUCUUGGGCUCGACUGGACCUUCCGCCCGUUGCCCCACCCAAAGAGGAAAAGAAAGCGGAGGAGGACGAGAAGAGUGACAGCGAAGACGAGGAAGUCGAUUGAAGACGUGCUUACUAAGGGGAUUGCACUGAGUGACUGGUUAAUUCACUGCACUGCGUGUUCCUCUGCUUGAACUCACCUGAAACAUUGUAAUACAUUUGGGAACAUUCAAUAUACAACAGUUAUUCCCCCCUUCCUCCAUCACAUGCUGUUGAACCAAUCAUGUCAGCUCUGGGCCCAAGUUUCCCCUAGAUACAGGUCUGGUAUCAGAUCCCCUCCACUUGAACCAUUGGAAGGAGGAUGACCAAAUGGACAUCAGGUCAGUAUCUAGGGGAAACAAGACCAUACGGGUACAAACUGGUUGCAUGGACCAGAUCAUUUCCUCAUUCAUGUUGUCCGUCUGUUAUGUAGUGCUCUGCUUUUUAAAAGUGUGUGCACUGUUUUGACAAUAGUUUAUAUUUGGAUGGAAACUUGAAAGAGUAUUGGAUUUCUGUUUUUUGGUCUUAUUCCAUACUUUCUGAAAGCUAAGGGAGUGGGAUAUUGUUGAAAUGAAGUCUGCGUUUCACCAGUGAUUUAUGUUUUUAAAUUGGUCAGGCCAGUUUGCAUGUCUGCUGUUCAAUGGCAAGUGGAUAUAAAUGAUGCCAUUUAGCAGAUUUCAUCCAAGGCCGCCUCACUCAUGUCUGAAUAGAUUUUACAUGAACUAAUCUGACUACAAACUAGAUUGUUCAGUUUUUAAACAGGCUCAAUAAAACCCAGAAUGAUUGGGUGAAA